AUGAUCAGGCACGCCUUGUGGAAGGCAUCGCUGAUCAAGUUGGAUGUCGCCAAAUUCGGCGGGGCGGAGUCCGACAAACUCCUCCACUGGGGUUUACAAGUCAGCACUGCUGCUGACACCCAGCGCAUCUCCGACAAAGCCACCUGCGUGGCUUUCGCGAUGUCGCACUUGAAAGGCCGUGCGGAAAGUUGGGCGUUCUCCGAACGCUUGACAGACCCCCAUUGCUUUCCGUCCUUCGCGAUCUUCAACACCGAACUGGAACCAAUGUUCCUGCCAACCCACAGCGACUUUCCGAAUGUUAACGACGAGGAAUCGCUCCCCGAGUCGCUGCGUGUGACCGUCUUCAUGGACGAUAUCAACCAAGGUCCGGCGCCCACCCAGCCACAAACCUUCGAAGAAGCCGUUCGAAUCGCGCUUUCGGAGUCGUUUUCCUCGAUUCGGACUAUCGCACGUGUUUCAAUUGCGGUCGCCCUGGACACUUUUCUCGUGCUUGCCCGGCACCUCGCCGUGUGGCGUCAACCGCGCCUCCGUCACACGGUUUCUCCCGUGUCCCACCUGAUAACUUCUCGCGUCGUCCUCCGAGCGGUCCACUUAACCGCUUCAGUUGCGAAUGCCAUGGCACCUCGCGCCGGCCUUUCCGCUCCGUUCCGGGCUCGAGUGCGGCGGGAAAAGGUCGCUCUCAGUAGGCGCGAGGCGACCUACACACCCCAGAUCCUCUGGCGGUGUGUGGCGCGUUGA
Aphanomyces astaci is the source of this 738-nucleotide messenger RNA. RefSeq lists its product as hypothetical. The record is from RefSeq and is a predicted model, not a curated record. NCBI's taxonomy places the organism in Eukaryota, Oomycota, Saprolegniomycetes, Saprolegniales, Verrucalvaceae. The coding region runs from base 1 to 738 and encodes 245 amino acids. The transcript has 4 exons.